This is a messenger RNA of Panicum virgatum (switchgrass), 414 nucleotides long. RefSeq lists its product as uncharacterized. Bases 1 to 414 code for a protein of 137 amino acids. NCBI's taxonomy places the organism in Eukaryota, Viridiplantae, Streptophyta, Magnoliopsida, Poales, Poaceae. The record is from RefSeq and is a predicted model, not a curated record. The transcript has 6 exons.
AUGGCCGCGCACCUGGGAAGAGACUUUGUGCUCAGGAGUAGUGAGCUCGCCACGCUCGCCGCCAUCUUCCACUUCAGGAACUACAAUCCCAAGGAUGGCCGCAGGGGUAAAUCCAUAAGCAAAGAGGAGGCCAUGAAAGAGCUCAUUGAAGUGGUCAUGAAAACAAAGCCGGACAACUUCACUCCUCGCAUCGUGGAGAAAACAGACGAUUAUGUUCGUGUUGAAUAUGAGAGUCCAAUAUUUGGGUUUGUAGAUGAUGUGGAGUUCUGGUUCCCUCCUGGCAACAAACCAAUUGUUCAGUACCGGUCAGCAUCUCGGUCAGGAUUUAUCGACUUCAAUGCCAAUAAGAAGAGAGUAAAGGAGCUGAGAUUGGCAUUGGAAAAGAAGGGCUGGGAUUCAGAAAGCAACUUCUGA